This is a messenger RNA of Cladophialophora yegresii CBS 114405, 1593 nucleotides long. Its product is annotated as cyclopropane-fatty-acyl-phospholipid synthase. The record is from RefSeq and is a predicted model, not a curated record. The coding region runs from base 1 to 1593 and encodes 530 amino acids. The transcript has 2 exons. Gene Ontology annotation, biological process: cellular response to biotic stimulus. Lineage: Eukaryota; Fungi; Ascomycota; Eurotiomycetes; Chaetothyriales; Herpotrichiellaceae.
AUGGGCGACUUGAGUUCUCAGGCCCAUGAGGACCUCUUCGUCGAAACACCUCCUGCACCUCCUGAGCAGGAGCCGGCAAACAGCGGUGUCCGCACUACAAACUACCCUGCGAUCAAGAAUGGCCCGCUCCCUGCCGACGUUGCAGGUGCAGAAUCCUUCAACAAUAUCCUCCUCAUCGGUUUCCUCAUUGCCGUCCCAUGGUACAUCGCCCGCCAAUUACAUGGCGGGUUGUGGACAACGCUUUUCCUCGCAAUCUUUACCUCCAUCCCCAUUCUCAUGCUUUUCUGGACCGUCGCAAGCACGAUAUCUCCCCGUUUGAAUGAGAAGGCCAAGUACCCGGGGCUUCCGGUGGAGCACUACCUCGAGUUUCACAGCCAGGAAGAUAAAGACAAGUACUACGGCAAGAACAAGAUCCCCAUGGAGACCUUCCACGAGAUGUACUUUGACCAAAAGGUCUCCUUCAAGGGCGACUGCCUGCAAGCCCUGGAGUACCGUCACGACUGGGCCAGCUUCAGAUUCACACUCUCGCUGUUCUACUUCUUCUUCACAGGCAUGAUCCCCGAAGCCCUACUCCACACCCGCAGCCAGGACGAAGAACAAGUAAGAGACCACUACGACAGGGGCGACGAUUUCUACGCUUGGUUUCUCGGACCCCGUAUGAUCUACACCUCCGGCAUCAUCAGCGACAUACACCGCGAAGAAACACUCGAAGAACUUCAGGACAACAAACUAGCGGUGGUGUGUGAGAAGAUCGGCAUCCAGCGAGGCGACACACUGCUUGACAUCGGCUGCGGCUGGGGCACGUUGGCCAAAUACGCGAGCGUCAACUACGGUGCCCACACCACGGGCGUCACCCUCGGACGGAACCAGACGAAAUGGGGCAACGACGGCCUCGCCUCCGCCGGCAUCCCAGACUCGCAGUCCCGCAUCCUCUGCAUGGACUACCGCGACAUCCCGCAGUCGCCUCCCAAUCACCCCGCCGGGACGAAAUACAAGAAGAUCACCUGCCUCGAGAUGGCCGAGCAUGUCGGCGUGCGUCACCUGGGCAGUUUCCUCCGCCAGGUCAAUGACAUGCUGGACGACGACGGGGUUUUCUACCUACAGAUCGCGGGUCUUCGAAAGUACUGGCAAUACGAGGACCUGGUCUGGGGUCUGUUCAUGAACAAGUACAUUUUCCCCGGUGCCGAUGCGUCCACGCCUUUGGGUUUCGUGAUCGACAAGCUCGAGGGCGCGGGCUUCGAAGUCAAGAGUGUGGACGCCGUAGGCGUGCACUAUUCCGCGACCUUGUGGCGAUGGUACCGGAACUGGCUAGCCAACGCGGAUAAGGUGAAGAACAAGUAUGGUGUGCGGUGGUAUCGGAUCUGGGAGCUCUUCCUUGCUUGGUCGACCAUCAUUGCGAGACAGGGCAGUGCGAACUGCUUCCAGAUCGUGCUCGUCAAGAACAUCAACAGCACGCAUCGCAUUGAGGGGAUUGAACAGCAGUUCGGGUUGAGCGGCGCGCUCAAGGCCGGGAAGGAGAGGCUGAAUGGCCAGAAUGGAGGUGCUGCGAACGGACACCUGAAGAACAUGGUCAAGAGUGCGUUGACCGAUUGA